UACCGAUCUGACCGUACUAUCACUCAAGACUGCACUAAGGCUACAUCCGUCUCUCUGUUAAGCUAGUACACCGGUAGUCUUAUUUUCUCACAAUGCCUUUCUCUGAAUUAUAUUUUAAUGUGGAUAACGGUUAUCUGGAGGGGCUGGUGAGAGGUUUUAAGGCUGGUAUUUUAUCUCAGGCGGAUUAUUUGAAUCUCGUUCAGUGUGAAACUCUGGAAGACCUGAAGCUUCACUUGCAGAGCACUGACUAUGGAAGCUUCCUGGCCAAUGAAGCCUCUCCCCUCACCGUCUCCGUCAUUGAUGACAAGCUGAAAGAGAAGAUGGUGGUUGAGUUCCGGCAUAUGAGGAACCAGUCUUAUGAGCCUCUGGCCAGCUUCAUGGAUUUCAUCACAUACAGCUAUAUGAUUGACAACGUCAUCCUGUUGAUCACUGGAACUCUCCAUCAGCGGGCCAUUUCAGAGCUGGUGCCCAAGUGCCAUCCUCUUGGCAGCUUUGAACAGAUGGAGGCCGUUAACAUCGCCCAAACUCCAGCAGAGCUCUAUAAUGCCAUCCUGGUGGAUACACCUCUUGCUGCUUUCUUUCAGGACUGCAUCUCUGAGCAGGAUUUGGAUGAGAUGAACAUUGAAAUAAUUCGCAACACUCUUUACAAGGCCUAUCUAGAAGCUUUCUACAAGUUCUGCUCUUCACUGGGUGGCACAACCGCAGAUACCAUGUGCCCAAUUCUGGAGUUUGAGGCAGACAGACGAGCUUUCAUCAUUACCAUUAACUCUUUUGGUACGGAGCUCUCCAAAGAAGACCGAGCUAAACUCUUCCCACACUGUGGCAAGCUCUACCCAGAAGGUCUUGCACAGCUAGCCCGCGCAGAUGAUUACGAGCAGGUCAAAGCUGUGGCUGAAUACUACCCUGAGUACAAGCUUCUCUUUGAGGGUGCUGGUAGCAACCCAGGAGACAAAACCCUCGAGGAUCGCUUUUUUGAACAUGAGGUGAAACUCAAUAAGCUGGCCUUCCUGAAUCAGUUUCAUUUCAGCGUGUUCUAUGCCUACGUCAAGUUGAAGGAACAAGAGUGCCGAAACAUUGUGUGGAUUGCUGAGUGUAUUGCCCAAAGGCAUCGGGCUAAGAUUGACAACUACAUCCCUAUAUUCUAAUGGUACAUAAUAUCAGUCUUGAACAGUGAUCCACAUGGCAUGCAUUAACUGUGCUCUGUUAUGUCAAGGUUUGAAAAUGACGAUCCUGUCUCCGCCCUGUUUCAUUGUGAUUGUCUUUAUUAGAGUUAAGGAUCAUUCCUUUUUGUUUGACAGACAAAACAAUGCAGUAGCAUCCCCCCUCCACCCUUAGGAUUUUUUAAAGGAAGCUUUUAGUAAAGUAAGAUUUUUUUUUUUUCUUCAUGAUGUCAUUACUGUGAAUCCUGUUACCUGGCAAUCAGUCACAGCCCAUUGCAAGUGUAGGUUCCAGGGAAUUACGGAGAAACAGGGAAGUUUAAGUGAAAUGCAAAACUCAAGACAUCUAAUUGUCAUACUCUUCCUGUGAUCUUCCUGCUAAGAAAACAUCCAUUCCAUUAUUAUCAUUUAUGCAUUACAUUUUCAAUUAAUGUACAUUGUCAGCUGAUAAACUCUCUGAACUCCUGGUCUCCCAGUGUUCACAUCUGAUGAGUGUUAGAGAAUCGCGGGUUAUUUAGACGGUGAGCCUUAUUUUGAAACGCAAGCAGAAUGAAUUAGUUUUGUGUAAACCGUUGUAUUUAGUUCAACUGCAUGGUUACAUAAAAAUGGAUUUAUAAUUGAUUUACAGAAUAAUUGUUUUGCUUGUGUUUUACUAAUAAGGAACAAUGGGAUUAUCCUUAAUAAAUAAGAGAAUUGCUGGGAA
Carassius auratus (goldfish) is the source of this 1860-nucleotide messenger RNA. RefSeq names its product V-type proton ATPase subunit d 1. Gene Ontology annotation, molecular function: proton-transporting ATPase activity, rotational mechanism. Gene Ontology annotation, cellular component: proton-transporting V-type ATPase, V0 domain. Gene Ontology annotation, biological process: proton transmembrane transport. The transcript is spliced from 8 exons. Bases 93 to 1145 code for a protein of 350 amino acids. The record is from RefSeq and is a predicted model, not a curated record. Lineage: Eukaryota; Metazoa; Chordata; Actinopteri; Cypriniformes; Cyprinidae.